AUAUUUGAUGCAGGGAACUCUCUUGGUUUGUUGCUCUUCGGUGCCGUCACUGUGAGCAGCCUGCCGACGUGGCGGGGCGGAAGAGGAGCCGCUGUCUGGCACCGCACGAUCAAAAUGUCUCAGGACAGCCCCUCUGAGGCAGAACUCCACAAAGAUUCCAGUCCUCCACUUGUCCAACCUCUCUCUGCAAAUCCUGACCCCUGUCAGGAUGUCCCAUCAGGCCCUGCAGGUCCCGUGCCUUCGCUGGGGCUGGAGCCACCUCUCCACCCUGAGACUUUGAGCAUGCCGCAUCCUGUUGAGGACACAGUAAGACAGGACACAACUACCAAGACGGACACAUCCGAGCCAGCGGCAGAGGGUCAAGUGACCGAAUGUAACCAGUCAGUGAGCCUGGAGCCAGAUGCUGAGGCUGCAGAGGAGGAUGAACAGAAUUCUCUUCAACAGAAGGAGAAAAGUUGGGGAGGCUGGAGUUCCUGGGGAAAAUCUCUCCUAAGCACUGCCACCUCCAGUGUUGGCCAGAGCUUGACCUCAGUGAAAGUGAAGGCAGGAGAAGCUCUUCGCCUCCACAGAACCUCGGUAGGAGAGGAGGCGCGAGAAGAGGAGGAAGGAGCAGAGGGGAAGACGGAUGGAGCCGGGGAGGUUGAGCCAUCCGGCGCAGAGGAGUCGACGUCUGCUGAUGUCCCGAGCAGGGGCGUUUUCUCGACCAUCUCACAUGCGGUGCAGAACACGGGUAAGUCGGUGAUCAGUGGAGGUCUGGAUGCCUUAGAGUUCAUUGGAAAGAAGACCAUGAACGUUCUUGCAGAAAGUGAUCCAGGAUUUAAAAAGACCAAGACUCUAAUGCAGAAAACCGCCUCGCUGAGUCAGAUAUUGAAGGAAGCCAAGGAGAAAGACCAGGAACGGCUGAGUAACCAGCCGACGAGUACGCCCACCGCUCACUACAGCAUUCUCUUUGAUGAAUACCAGGGCUUGUCACAUCUCGAAGCUCUGGAGAUCCUCUCCAACGAUAGUGAAGCAAAGGUCCAAGCAUUCCUCUCCUCCCUUGAGGAAGAAGAUCAGGAGAAGGAGAAAAAGGAGCUGAUUUUCAUCAAAGAAAUUUUCACCAGACAACAGGAAGAAGGAGAAGUAGAGGAAGAAGAAGAUGGAGGACAGACGAAGGAUAAUGGUGAUCUAAAUUCCCAAAUACACUGUUCUACCCCCUUAUCUGCGGACGGCGAGGAGUUUGUCAGUGUUCUCACUGAGCUGCUGUUUGAACUUCAUGUUGCUGCGACACCAGACAAACUCAACAAGGCUCGUAUGAGAGCCCACGGUUGGGUGAUGGAGGUGGAACAGCCUGUCACCACAGAGACAGUCGGCAAGGAAACUCCGGCCCAGCCAGGAGAAGAAGACCCGCCUGGAGAGUGCAAAGAGGAGCAGCAGGACAAGGAGGAGAAUAAAGAUGAAGAGGAGCAGAAGGAGGAGAGAAGCAAGGGAGACGAGGCAAUAGAGAGUGACCCCAAAUCUGUAGAGGCCGUCUAUUUAUCAUCAGUCGGCAGUCUGGCAGAAGUGACGGCUCGCAGUAUUGAGCAGCUCCACAAGGUGGCAGAACUCAUCCUUCAUGGUCAGGAGCUAGAGAAACCAGCUAGAGACCAGGCACAAAUUCUCACCAGACUGACAUGUGCCAUGUGUAAGGAGGUGAAUUGUUUGGCCAAGAUGUUCUCGGAAACACUCCUUCUUGUUGGGGGUCAGAGGAAAGCAGAGGACUUGAAUCCAUUUAUAAACGGCGUGCUUUUAGAGGGCGCCAACAGUACCAACUACAUCCAUAAUGCAUUGCAGCUGCUGCUGCCAGUCCUGCAGAUCUCCCACAUCCACAGUCAACCAGGCCGACCCACAGGAGAGCCUGCAGCACAACCACAGCAUUAACACAACCAAUUUGCCUUUAAUAAUACACGUUUAAAUAAUCAUAGUAGACAUGGGAUUUUCUACAUAUGCUGCUUUGACUCAAAACAAAGUUCCACAGAAAAAA
Molecule: messenger RNA, 2002 nt
Organism: Oryzias latipes (Japanese medaka)
Lineage: Eukaryota; Metazoa; Chordata; Actinopteri; Beloniformes; Adrianichthyidae
Source: RefSeq, a predicted model, not a curated record